GAGCGCGCGGUGCCUGAUGGGCGGUGGCUAACGGAUUGGCUGUGGGGAACGGCGGCGUGCGAUUGGCUGUGCUCCGAGGGCUUCAUGGCGGCAUCCUCUUAGAUCCUGUACCCGGCGGACUGCUGAUAAAGCAGGAGGCUUGAUUACUUACAAGGGGAAUUCAUGAGUGCACGAAGCAUUUAGGAUGAAUCCAGGAAGACGUGAGACUCUGGAUGACCUGCCUGAUCUCUACACUAUCUUCAGAGGAGAGGUUGUUACAGUGACAGAAUAUGGAGCCUUUAUCAAAAUUCCAGGCUGCAAAAAGCAAGGCCUGGUCCAUCGAACACACAUGUCAUCCUGUCGAGUGGACAAGCCCUCUGAGAUAGUGGAUGUCGGUGACAAAGUGUGGGUGAAGCUUAUCGGCCGGGAGAUUAAAGAUGACAAGGUUAAGCUGUCCCUUUCCAUGAAAGUUGUCAACCAAGGGACCGGGAAAGACCUUGACCCCAACAACAUCAUUACCGACCAAGAAGAGAGGCGGAAGAGGUCGUUCAAGGAUUACACAGGGCAGAAGAUUACCCUCGAGGCUGUCCUGAAUACAACCUGCAAGAAGUGUGGCUGCAGAGGUCAUUUUGCCAAGGACUGUUUCAUGCAACCAGGAGGCACCAAAUAUAGCCUGGUACCUGAGGAGGAGGAAGAAGAAGAAGCAGGUGCAGCAGAAACUGAGGGAGGGAAGUCUGUACAAACAGAAACUACUUCCCGGAAGAGGAAGAAGGAAAAGAAAAAGAAAAAGAAACGCAAGAGUAAGAAGGUGUCCUCAUCCAGCAGCUCUGACUCUGACAGCAGUGAGGGUCAAACGGCCAGCAAGAAGUCGAGACACAUGGCAAAGGACAGCAGGAAGAAGAAAAAGCACAGGAAAAAGGGCCAGGAGUGAAGAGCGGCCUUGCUCCCCUCCCGCCAGAGCCUCCUUCACCAGUGCCCUGGCUCUGGACUAUGGCAAGUGUGCCCUGCCGCCCCUGCCCCCAAGGACUGCACCCUCCACAGAGGCUGACUGCUCUGUUGGCUUGCUGCCUCCAGGCACCCCCUGCCGGUGGCCCUCCUGGCCCAGCAAGCCUUGUUAACCCCUGGAGCUAACACUUUUUGUCCAGUGGUAUGUCCAGUUCCUCUGGCCCAGCCUCAGGCUUUGAGGCUAGCUGUAGACCCCUGGCCAUGGAUACUCCUGCAGGGAGAGGUGUGCUUUUAAACCCAAGGCAGGAGUACAGAUGGCCAACCUUCAGCCCAAGCUGGUCAAUGAGCCUCUGCCUCCAGGCCAGGGCCAGAGGGCCUCUUCUCUGGCACCAGGCAGGGCAGUCCCCUCAUGUUCCCAUGUUUUCUUGGCAACAGAAGGACAGACAGCACCGCUUGGUCAGAUUCUGGAAAGAAACUGUUUGCAAGGAUUCAGAGCUUGUGGUCUCAUCCCCUUAGAUCAUUAAACCAGAGAAAUGAUGCUGUCAUACACAGGGUUGUUAACACUAACACUGAUGGUGGGGGCAGUUGGUAGAGGGCCAUGGUUUCUUAAUUUUCUCUCCCUCCACUGCCAGCACUGGAACCUUCAGUUUGAUGUUUUAACACUUGAUGUCCUGGAUGUCUUGGCCCUUACCCCCCACACCCCAUGCAAUCUCUGUUUUCGGGAAGCCGAGGCUGCUGAUUAGAGUUCAAAGCUGGAGGGCCACAGCCGGUCGGGUGUUCACAUAAGUCAGGUAACAGGGUGAGAAACCGCUGGGAUACCAGGUUGUCUAAGGAAGAGGGAUCCUACCCAGGUUGGAAAUGAGGUCACAACUUCUGUGCUGCUUAUUAAUAGUUGGAUUGGGCCCAUGAGUGGCUGCUGUGCUCCCAAGCCUAGGCAAGAUCAUGAGACCUAAUCUCCAGAAAACCCCAAAAAACAAUUUAUGAAGGUGGAGAGUUUUCUAAAAGCCUUAACCACCUUCUGAAAUUUCAUAGCUUUAACCUCAAUAUCUGGGUCAUUUACAGGGUCUGCCCUGUUAGAUGGUGGUCCUUCCCUGUCUUUAUGAUAGAGGCUUCCCUCAGAGAGGGAGUCAGUUUUAGUAGGUCCCUGUCCCAAAGCCAGCCUUCGUGGGAUCCCCCAACUUUUUAGUAUAACACAUUUCCUUUUUAAUUAACAAACAAUAUCCAUUCUGCAGGUGUGUGGUAGGUUUUGUGUAUGGAGGGAUAGGGAAGAUGACAGGAGUGAGCCUUUCAGUGUGUUGGAAUGGUUUAAUGAAAACCAGAGUCAGAACUUCUAAGUAGGGCCUGGCUUCCCCAUCCCCAUGAAGUCAGGGCAGAGGCCACAACUUCUAGUCUGUUCUUUCCAUCACUGUUGUUGACUAAGGGGCUCAGGAAAGCCAGGCCCAGCCGUGAGCUUCCUGCGCCGAGGAUUAGAGAUCUGACACAAGGGCUGUAGCUAAGCCCGGGAAACCAAUAGUUCUGUGCUGGCAUAAGCCAGUAUGAAAGAGAAGCCUCAGGGGGUAGGAUUCUUGUCUGGACCAAAGGGUGAACGUAUGAUGGUGAGCAGACUACAGCUCAAUGUGAGGAAAAGCUUCCUAGCACUAUCCCAGAGUGCAGGGGGCUGCUUGGGCAUGUGCGUCUCCAGAAACCCUCCAGUGAGGAGGCCCCUUCCCCUGUGAUUCAAUGAGAUUGGAGACUUAAGGGAUUGAUGAGGUGUAGAAAGGGUAAACAGUGAGGGAAAGGGAAGGGUUGUAGAUGUGUACAAAGUAGAAGAUGACUACUUUACUCCUUGAGCCUGUCCAUUAAGACAGUGGUCCUGCUCCAGCUGCAUCAGGCUUGGAAUCAUUGCCACUUGGACUUGGCUUCUGACCAGCUUGGCCAAGGCCUCACUCAGGCCUCAGCAGCCUCUUUGGCCACUCCAGGCCACACUCAUGGGAAACCCCUCAAUAAAGGCAGUAAAGCAGCUGCUGCAUCUGAAUGAC
Messenger RNA from Trichosurus vulpecula (common brushtail), 2942 nucleotides. RefSeq names its product zinc finger CCHC-type containing 17 (gene ZCCHC17). The coding region runs from base 185 to 910 and encodes 241 amino acids. The record is from RefSeq and is a predicted model, not a curated record. Gene Ontology annotation, molecular function: RNA binding; zinc ion binding. The transcript has 8 exons. NCBI's taxonomy places the organism in Eukaryota, Metazoa, Chordata, Mammalia, Diprotodontia, Phalangeridae. Gene Ontology annotation, biological process: RNA stabilization.